Molecule: messenger RNA, 2864 nt
Organism: Rhopilema esculentum
Lineage: Eukaryota; Metazoa; Cnidaria; Scyphozoa; Rhizostomeae; Rhizostomatidae
Source: RefSeq, a predicted model, not a curated record
AUUCCAAUUACGCCCUUUUCUAGGGCGAAUUGCAAAAUGUGGUAGUGCACUGCCUCCAAGGACGCACAUUGAUGCACUUUUAAGACUAUUAGCCUAGUCUUAUCACUAUUAUUACAAUGUGAUAUAGACAUAUUCACGAUAUUCCAAGGAAAAGUCAUUGAUAUUAAAGCAUUAGCUGGAAAGUUGUCCAGAUACUGCGUUUGAACAACCCGCUGCUAGGCCGUUACUUUGUCCAAGUCGAGGAGAUUUAAAGAUCUAUUCAUCGGAUUUGUCAGAAUUAGUUUGAGAGAUACACCAAGAUGGCACUGCCGUUCUUACCUUCUCAUGUCUAUAAAGAAGCCCAAAAGAAUAACAUGGAGGGCAAAGCUGGAAGGAUUGUUGUUUCAUGGAAUCGAUUUGCAAGAAGUCUUCGGGAAGCAUUUGAAAUAUAUGUGGAAACAAAACAGGCUGAGUUCCAUGCAAUUGUUGAUGAAAUACCAAAGAAACUGACAGAAAUUUCAGGGAAAAUACCAAUUCGCAAAGUAAUCAUGGCCUUUCUUCCCUAUACAUUCUAUCUGAUAUUCUACUCAAAGUAUACCUUGUUCCGUAGCAUAACAGGAUUGGACAGCAUUCGAAAACCUAACAUUGAUUUUCUACCAUGGCUAGAAUCAGUUGUAUUUCAUUGUCACCCACAUCGUCUUUUGUCAAAAAUCGCAAAUCCUUUUUUGGACUGCCUUGCAGCUGUUCCAUAUUUAAUUCAUUUCCCUCUACCGGCUUUGUUUUUAUUAUACUUGAUGAUACAUCCAAGAAAGAGAUACAGCAUUCUGACAUUUGCUUGGUGCGCUGGUUGGGUCAAUCUCUGUGCACUUUUUCUUCAGUAUAUUUUUCCAACUGCCCCACCUUGGUACGUUGACAGUGUGGUUUAUGGAACAGAUGGACACUUUGUUAAGUCUGCAAGUAAUGAAGCUGGAUUCCAACGUCUUGAUGCGUUCAUUGGACUGCAUUUUUUUCAAGGAGUUUAUUCAGCAUCACCAUUAAAAUUUGGAGCAUUUCCUUCACUUCAUGUUGCUUGGCCUGCUAUAAUUUGUGUCAAUAGACCUUGGAUUGGUAAGAAGUUUGCAUGGUUUCAUGUUCUGUGGAUAUCUUGGGCUGCACUGUACUCGCAUCAUCAUUAUGGAGUUGAUGCACUCGCUGGAAUUAUUCUUGUUUUUAUUGUUAACUUUUGCAUGAUAAAAAUCUGGAAUCCUUUUUCAAGCAAAGACUAUGUUCUUGAUGGGAAAGCUAGUCAUAGAAGCAGAGUUAACGAUUAUGCGCAGCAAGUUUGAGUACAAUUUACGGAUAAAAAGUUUUUAUUCCAGUCAUUAUUUGCAACAACAGUCUGGAUAAAACAUUUGUGGCAAGAACCUUACAAAAAUUGUAUAACAUAUUUUUGUAACUUAUAUGAUAUGUUUUAAUUUCAAGUUAAAACCUCUCUUCUCCUUUACUGUUCUCACUCAAUAUGCUUUCAAACUUCUAUUUAUUUGAAUGGUUUUUUUGAAAAAACUCUACUGAAUGUUAGAGAUACUGUUGGAUAUAAUAUUAGGUUCCUUCAUAAAUCCAGGUUAUCCACAAAACUUAAGCUUUUGUUUUUUAUUUUUUUUCGCUUUUCAAUAAAAUUCUUUAAUUAUUAAAUUAAUUAAUUAUUGUUGUUGAACAAGAAAGCUCAUUUUGAUUGAAUAAAUGUGUCCAGGAACCUUCUUGUUAAUCCAUUCCUUUUUAUCUGUGAAGUACAGUUUUUCCUAUCCAAUCACAUGUUUCUUGUGAAUCAAUUUUACCUCAGUUUAUCUUGACAAAUUCAUUCGUAAAUUUGAUUUAUGAAGAUUUACUAACCUGAAACUAUUUUGCUUUACAAAAACUAGGAAUGGAAAGCAUUGUACAAAAUAUUUAGACUUGUCUAGUCCGUCAUUGAUAGCCAUUCAGAAGCUGGUAUUCUGGGAAGGCUUUCUAACUUUAAUGGUCAAUUUUAAUGAUUAUAGUGCUUUGCCUGUAAUUAAAAUCAAAUCAAGGAAAUUGUCUGGUGAAUUCAGGAAAAUCAUGGUCAUUAAAGCUUUUAGGGAAAUACUUUUGCCAGGACAGCAAAGUACAUGUGACUAAUGCUUCCUUUUAACUUGUAGCAUAACAUACAAUCAUUACACUGCCAAUAACUAUGAGUAGGCCUUCCCAUUUCAUUAACAAUCAAUUAAAUAGGUCAAAAAAUUCUUUAUGGUGUAACUGAUUUAAUUUAGGUUCAUUGUAAUUGUGGGCACACAACUUUUGUUUGAUGCAACAAGAUUUGAUUUUCAAGACUCUCUUCGAGAAAUUCCCAUUAUGAAUCCAACCAAAAGAUGGGUUACUUAAACCAAAAAGUGAACUUUGUCUCUCAAGCUAAGAACCAAACUUUGAAAACUAAGGAAAGAAUGCUUCAAAGUUGUGACUGACAAUUAUUUUUAAUGUUUGACUUUCUUCCUCAUGCUGACUAAUUUUUCUAGCCUCCAGAGUUUCUUGACUAAUUUUAGCAUUAAAAUUAAGUGAAUACAAAAUGGAAAUAGGUGUCAGACAAACAGUUGCUUCAGCAAGAUGUGUGACCUUUAUAAUAGUAUAUUUCCCACUGAUUUAAUUUGUAACUCAUAGUUCGCUUGUUAAAUAGCUGCUUCGCUCCCCAGUUAAUUCUUGUAAUUUUUUUCCGAAAAUUUUGUAAAACUGGUUUAUUGUACUGCUAUUAAUUAGAUGUUGUUACCAAUCAUUGCACUUGUUGUCAUCUUCCUCUUAAUGUUGACUGUAAAUCCUAAAUUGUUUCAUCACCUUUUAUUUAUAGUCUGUAUGCACAUUAAACCUGUUCAGUGAGUUGCUAAUACUUUCUUCGUGUA